UUUGUUUUAUACUAAAAUGAGUUAAACUGAACUUAAACAUUUAAUAACACAAGAUAUUUUUUUAAUCGUUUUCAUCAUACACAGUAAAUUGCUUUAGUUUUAGACAAGCCUGUGUUUUAUUUUGAAAGGCAGAAUCAGUUUCAGUCCGGAGACCUUAGUUUCGUGUCUUGAAAUAGGCUACCGUCAUAGAUGUCCACAGUCCUCAACCGUCAGGACGAUAAGGAGACCAACUGUUCACUAUGAACUCCAUGCUAACCCAAAGCCAGCAGAGAACGAUUCGCUUCGAGCUGGGAAAAUUUAAACUGCGGCUACUCUACAAGGCCAGUAUCCAUGGUUUCACCGCUGCAGCCUUCCACCAACGAUGUGACAACCACUGCCCCACACUGUCUGUUGGCUAUAACGCCUCAGGUUUUGUGUUUGGAGGCUUCACCAAACAACCUUUCAGUCAGACUGGGAGCUACAUGAACGAUGACCAGGCCUUUCUUUUCACCUUCAGUGGAGAAAAGCUCCUCAAAUAUCCUGUCACUUGUCCUGCUAAUGCAGUGUUCAUGAAUGCCAACUCUGGUCCAUAUUUUGGAAACGCGUUGGUUCUUGUCAAUGGAAGCAAAGCAGUAGUCCAUUGCAAUCCAGGAAAAUAUUACAACUUCACUGCUGCAGAAAUGCAUGGCAACGACCUCAACCUGACUGAGUGUGAAGUCUAUGAAGUGGAAGAAACAACAGAACUUGAGAGGCCAUGGAGAACUAUGAGCUGGGAAUCAGAGAAGAGGAAGGAGCUGAUGGAGAGUGUUAAGGUGUUCAAACCCACAGUCAGCUCUGUGUCCCAGGUUCGGGUCCUGCUCAUCGGACAAGUCGGAGCUGGAAAGUCCAGCUUCUUCAAUUCUAUCAACUCUGUAUUCAAAGGCCACGUCACCAGCCAGGCCAUCGCUGGCAGCUCUACCACCAGCCUCACCACCCGGUAUCGCACCUACGCAGUGAAAGCUGGACAAAAACCUCUGCCAAUCAUCUUUUGUGAUACCAUGGGGUUGGAGGAAAGCAGAGGGGCGGGGCUUGAUAUAGAUGACAUCAGCAGCAUCCUGAAAGGUCAUCUCCCAGACCGUUACCAGUUCAACCCGUCUGCUCCUCUGAAUCCGGAGACCAGCGGCUAUCGUCAGUCUCCAAAGCUCAAAGACAAGGUCCACUGUGUGGCGUACGUUGUUGAUGCCUGCAAGAUCUCCAUCAUGCCCGCAAAGCUGGAGGAGAAGCUGGAUGCUAUACGCAGAAAGGUCAACUUAAUAGGGAUUCCUCAGCUGGUCCUGCUCACUAAAGUAGAUGAAGCCUGCCCUUUGGUGACAGAGGACGUGAGAAACAUUUACAAGAGUGGCUACAUCAAGGAAAUGAUGCAGGAGGUCAGCUCUCGGCUCGGCGUGCCGCUGUCCUGUGUUGUUCCGGUGAAGAACUACAGCGAGGAGUUGGAGCUGGACCUGAACUGUGACAUCCUGCUGCUCAGUGCCGUCAUCCAGAUGCUUCGCUUCGCAGAUAAUUACUUUGAUGACAUCAGUGACCAAUUCAGCAACAUUGAAGUCAAAGAAUAAGAAGUGUUAGUGCAGCAGAUGUUUACAUCUGGUCCAUCAGUGAUGAAAGCAGGUGAUCCUGCUGAUCAAUGGAUGGAUCAUUGGGAUCCAUCCCAAGUUCACUGCACAGUUUAACUUUUGAGUUUUCCAACCAGCCCCUGUGGAGCCUCCAGUUUGUCCUCGCAGCUCCUCCAGUUUCUUCACAGUGAGCUGAUCCUUAAUAUGAUAGUGUUACUAGUGUUUUCUUUUGUUAUUCAUUGUUAUUAUAUACAAUGCUUUUUACAUUAGAGGUCUAGUUUAUUUAUAGAGUUCACACAUUUAAAGGUUGUGGUGUGUUUGCUCAUUUUGUGGGACAUUUCAUCACAACUUUGAAAAGCUAACACAUUACCAUGUGUACUGAGUAUGAGUAUUGAAAUGUUUUAUUUCCUGCAUUAUGGCAUUAUUCAUUUCUGCAUCAUGAUCUUUAUAUAUCUUAUAAACACAUCAUGCAUUUUACUUUGCCCUCGUCUGGUCUUCACUCAAUAAAAAGUUAAAACUGUCAGUCAUGGAUAAUUGAAAUGCACCACUUGGGUUUUAUUCAGUUAUAGUUAGUAACAGACUGUAGAUAGUAACACGCUCUGGGUUUUGGUGUUUUGACCUACCUUGCAUAUAUUCUCACAUUUGUGUGAAGUAUGGGCCUACAGAUUUUGUCACACAGUAAUUAUAAAUGUCGACUCUCAUACUAAAUGUUUCUCUGCCCUCUUAUUCUCAGUGAGUUAGUACAAUGGGUAUUUUAUUGACACAUACAAUACCUGAAAAUUCGACGUGUGUUUUCCAGUUCGGUUGUCCAACUUCAAUGUUAUAAUUUACUGUUUUUGUCAGGAAAAGAAAAAAACUUCUCAGUUCCUGUGAUGUUUGUAUUGACAUAUAUAAUUACUUGUAUUGUUAUGCUGCAUGUUAUGUUCAUUCAACCUUUGCUUUGAGUUGUAAAUGCACUCAGUCUUGGUGACAAUAAAAUCUCAUCUUGGCCUGA
This is a messenger RNA of Centropristis striata (black sea bass), 2562 nucleotides long. Its product is annotated as interferon-induced protein 44-like. The record is from RefSeq and is a predicted model, not a curated record. Gene Ontology annotation, molecular function: GTP binding. Bases 240 to 1571 code for a protein of 443 amino acids. Lineage: Eukaryota; Metazoa; Chordata; Actinopteri; Perciformes; Serranidae. The transcript is spliced from 8 exons.